AGGAAGGUGCGCUGCCCCGGGACGGCUCCGCAUGGCAACCCGACGGUCGGCCCACGGGAAUGGCGGGAAUGCCUGCUCCUCCAGCGUCCUCGGAGAUGCCGGUGUACGGAUCCCUCUCUGAAAUGAAGCCUUUUUCUCCUUUGGAAGACUUGGAAAGACAAAGCAGGAGGGACUAUGGCAUCCCCCACCUCCCACACGGAAAAUGACCAUGUGACUUCACGAUGAGGAUGUGCCAGGAUGGAUUUGACAUCUUAGCUGGGAGAAUUCCGCGAAAGAGGCAGGAAAGUUGCUGUUCCCGCGCCGCUCACGGUCUGUUUCUGCUCUACUACUGAGCCGUCCUGGUUUUGCUCCCUUCUGUUGUCCCUUUUUUCUAGUGCUUGACUGGCCCUCCAUUUUUCAGCGUUGCCUGUUUUGUUGCCUUAAAACUGUUGUUGCUGUGGAGUGUCUUCCAUCUCUGCUGUGUAGAGUAGACCAGUGCAAAGAAAAUGUACUCUAUGUCCACUAGCAUCCUACACGUCUGUGAGAAGUUUCAGAAGAACUUUAAAGGAAGUCGGUAAAGAGUGGAAAUAAUGGUUCUGUCCAGACUCAGUAUGAAUGACACUCAAACUGCACCUCUGCUUAAAUGAAGACCGGCUGCAUUUAUACAGGAAGGGACCAAAAAAUGAUGCAAGUGAAUAACUUCCCGUUCAGGAGGCAUUCCUGGAUAUGCUUCGACGUGGACAAUGGCACGUCGUCUGGGAGGAGUCCACUGGACCCUAUGACCAGUCCGGGUUCGGGCCUCGUGCUCCAGGCCAACUUCGUGCACAGCCAGAGGAGGGAGUCCUUCCUCUACCGCUCAGACAGCGACUAUGAUCUGUCGCCCAAGUCCAUGUCCCGGAACUCCUCCAUCGCCAGCGACAUGAAUAACCACGUGCAGAGACCAGGCCUGGUCUCACGCCGCUCUGAGCCUGUUAUUAGUGGAACCCAUGGGGAUGACCUGAUCGUCACACCAUUUGCCCAGGUACUGGCCAGCUUGAGAACAGUGCGAAAUAAUUUUGCAACAUUAACCAACUUGCAGCAAGACAGAACCUCAAAUAAACGGCCCCAGAUGUGUAACCAACCACAGCUCACAAAAGCCUUCACAGAGGAGGCCUACCAGAAGCUGGCCACCGAGACCCUGGAGGAGCUGGACUGGUGCCUGGACCAGCUGGAGACCCUGCAGACCAGGCACUCGGUCAGCGAGAUGGCGUCCAACAAGUUCAAGAGGAUGUUGAACAGGGAGCUGACCCACCUGUCUGAGAUGAGCCGGUCUGGCAACCAGGUCUCCGAGUUCAUCUCCAACACCUUCUUAGACAAACAGCACGACGUGGAGAUGCCGUCCCACACGCAGAAGGAGGAGCGGAAGAAGAAGCCUAUGUCUCAGAUCAGCGGUGUGAAGAAGCUGACACACAGCUCCAGCCUCAGCAACUCCAACAUCCCUCGCUUCGGAGUCAAGACCGACACGGAAGACUCCUUAGCCAAGGAACUGGAAGACGUAAACAAAUGGGGCCUCAACGUUUUUAAAAUCACAGAGUUUUCGGGGAACAGGCCUUUAACGGUGAUGAUGUACACAAUCUUUCAGGAGAGAGACUUGCUCAAGACGUUUAAAAUUCCAUUAGACACUUUUAUAACCUACCUGAUGACCUUAGAAGACCAUUACCAUGGAGACGUGGCAUAUCACAACAACAUCCAUGCUGCUGACGUCACCCAGUCCACCCACGUGCUGCUCUCCACACCUGCUCUGGAGGCCGUAUUCACAGACCUCGAGAUCCUGGCUGCCAUUUUUGCCAGCGCGAUACACGACGUGGACCACCCGGGCGUGUCCAACCAGUUCCUCAUUAACACCAACUCGGAGUUGGCCCUCAUGUACAAUGACUCGUCUGUCUUGGAGAACCAUCACCUGGCCGUGGGUUUUAAGUUGCUGCAGGAGGAGAACUGUGACAUCUUCCAGAACCUCACCAAGAAACAGAGACUGUCCCUGCGCAAGAUGGUUAUUGACAUCGUAUUAGCCACUGAUAUGUCCAAACACAUGAACCUACUCGCUGACCUAAAAACGAUGGUGGAGACCAAGAAAGUGACCAGCUCUGGAGUCCUGCUGUUGGACAACUAUUCAGACAGGAUACAGGUGCUCCAGAACAUGGUGCACUGCGCUGACCUCAGUAACCCCACCAAGCCCCUGCAGCUGUACCGCCAGUGGACGGACCGCAUCAUGGAGGAGUUCUUCAGCCAGGGCGACCGCGAGAGGGAGCGCGGCAUGGAGAUCAGCCCCAUGUGCGACAAGCACAACGCCUCCGUGGAGAAGUCCCAGGUGGGCUUUAUAGACUACAUCGUCCACCCUUUGUGGGAGACGUGGGCGGACCUGGUGCACCCUGACGCGCAGGACAUCCUGGACACGCUGGAGGACAACAGGGAGUGGUACCAGAGCACCAUCCCACAGAGCCCCUCCCCCGCCCCAGAGCAGGCCGACGAGGCCGGCCGGCCCGGCGCCGCCGACAAGUUCCAGUUUGAGCUCACACUGGAGGAGGACGGGGAAUCGGAUACAGAGAAGGACAGCGGCAGCCAGGCCGAGGAGGAGGAAGAGGAGGAAGACGAGGACGACGACAGCUGCAGCAACUCCCAAACGCUCCGUCCACAGGACUCAACAUCCACAGAGGUCCCGCUGGACGAGCACCCGGAGGCCGAGGAAGAGGAGGGGUGUGAACAGGAGUAUCCUGCCGGCACGUAGCAGUGCGGGACCCCCCUCAACGCACACGCAGAGCGAACGUUUAAACUUGCACUCCAAUACCUGCACUCUGGUAGAUCGUCCUUUUUUGCACUCAGGUACCGCGUAACGUUUAGUCCUGCCUCCUCCUCUCAUUCGUUUGCCUUUUUAUUUAUUUUCUUUUUAAAUAUGAGUUCUGAAUUCUGACUUGGUUUGUUUUUUUUUGUUUUUUUUUAACCCCGCGUUUGAGUGCGGAAUGUGGGCGUGUCCCCUCCAGGGGGUGGGAUGCUGCUGGAGGUUCCGCCCACUGCUUUUGUUCCCGCCCCUUCCUGCCGUCCGCUACAUGCGGGCAAACGGAAGAGAGUUCUGGAUGUCAGACACGUGGUGCAAAGCAAUGAGGAACGCAGUGGUCAGCGCACCGGGCGAGGCCGUCGGCAGGACGAUCGGGGAACCCAUGGGAACGUGUUCUUUCAAUUUCAGAGAGACCUCUUUUUGUCUACAGUUGAAGUCUUCCAGAAAGCUGACUGAGCAACAUGCCCACGGCUCAGUGUUGCCGCCUCUUAGAUAUUUUUUCCUUUUCUUUUUUUUUAUGAUGAACACAAAUGGAGAUUUUUACAUAGAUGUUACUUUUUUACAGGAAUCUUUUAAAGAAACCUUCUAGUGAAGAGUAACUUGCAAGUAUGCGUUUGUGAUGGUCGUCCAGUCACACCUUGUCCUGGAGCUUCUCCACAGCUGCAGCUACUUCGUCCAUCAACACUGCUGUGUCCUUUUCACUUUUUGUCCACAUUGCUGUUUCCUGUUUCUUUUCAGAUUAUUUAUAAAUGCUUACACCACCAACGCGCCUCUUAAGAAUCUAGUUCCCCCCAACACAAACUACCCCACGAACACCAUCUAGCGUAGCUGCCGGAUGUUGAGUGAUUUGCAGAUGUAGUUGUGAGGCCAAAGCUUCCUGUCUUCAUUCAGGCCAUUUUUAGAAAACCACCCUUCUGUUUCUACAUGGCUGAGACUCCCAACAUCCGCUUAUUGGUUUAGUUGGCACACGGUCUCUUGCACGGUUUACUCUGGGGUGUGUGAUGUGACCCUCCUGCUCCGGGGCCACUGUGCCCACGCGUGCUAUGCCUGGUCAGAGGACACACCUCCUGUUCUCCCCCACCGCGCCUCCGCUAAACCAGGUGUUACAUCCGCACGAGCUCACCACACACACACACAAACAAAGCGUGGCUGUCAGAAAGCGCUCCACUCUAGUUUUGUGUCCAACUGCACUGCCCAGAUUAAGGCACUAGCUAAAACCGUUGAAUAAUCUCAUUAUAAAUCACAUGUGACCAUUAAAGUAGAUGGUGCAUUGUGUUCAUGGAUGCAGUUCUGUACAGCAUCUUAAUGAAUCACUCUGACUUCAGUACAGUGUGUGUGGGUGAGCGAGACACCCAUGAGGGGUCAGGCAGAGCUUUGGUUUCCUCUUAGGGCUACGCUGAAGACAUGCACCAGCGACUCCACCCAAAUCCACCCUCUCCCCGGAACUGCACUGUAGGCCUGGCUGGACUUCACCAACCCACCUGUCCCUUCUCGAGAUUUCUGUGUGUGUGUGUGUGUGUGUGUGUGUGUGUGUGUGUGUGUGUGUGUAUCGUUUUAUUUAUUGGUUUGAACAUUCAUGUUGCUAUAUAGAAGCAGUGCUGUAGAAUACAGACUGUAGCAUAGACAGCAUGUUACUUGCAAGUUACUUUUUUUUUUCCAGUAGGGUGAGAAUAUGUAUAUAGAACAAACAUUUUUGAGACUGUAGGAAAAUGUUUCGCAGAAACUUGAAUCUGGCUUUUAAUUAGUACCAUUUUUGUUAUACAUUUUUAUUAUUUAUGUUUUGUGCCAUGUUUCUUUGGUUUUCACCAAAUGACCUUACCUGUUAUGGAUUCUGUGUUUGUCUCUGUUUACAGACAUGUAUUUAUUAUGUUGUACAUAUUGUAAUGUUUGUUGUAAAUGAUAACCAGUUCUUACUCCAUCAUCCCUAAUGGCGAUGGUGUUGCUGUAUUUGGUAACCUCUUGUUGAGAGAAUGUUUAUAGAUGUUAUACAGUGUAAAAAAAGCUAUUCUCUAACGACAAUGGAAAACCAGUCACCUUCGAGCUUGUUUAGGGAGAACCAGGGGAAAGCCAAACAAUCUGAAAAGACGCCACUGGUGUUUGGCCCCAGGGCUGUGCCUUAACUUAAAACCACGUCUUUUAUUUGUCUGUCCGUGCGCGUUGCUCCUCGCUCUUCUCCGCUAGAGAGCGGCAACUGUCGACCCAUUCGCUAUCCGAACACCAGGACAUAGUGCGACGCUCUAACGCAGAAGCUGUACUUCGGUACUCUGGCGGGAUUUGGAACGGCUCAGACGUGGCACUCGGUACACGUGGAUGCAAUAGACAUGCGCAUUAAUCCACACGGUGCGCGAGGCUGGCAGCGAGACCUGCAGCGCUUCACACGCGCACGGAGUCACUGGCGUAUGGUCACGCUGUUGCAGAAUUCCGUCAGCUAGUGCCUGCUAUCAUCUCAUCCAGCCUAGUAGGUGUGCAUGUGCACUAAACGACAAGUUCCUUAGAGUUUGUAUGUUAAGAGAACCUAUUUUCUGACACGCAUACUGUAGAUUUGAACAGCCCUGGACCAAAGCCAAUCGUGGCUAUUAUUAUUGGUGGUAUUGUAUUUUUUUUCAGUGUCAUUAAAGGUACACAUAAACUGGUACUUUAAGUUUUGAUUUCAUUAGGUUGCCUUUCAAUGACGUUAAGCUUUUUACACUUCACUGGACACUCUUACCGAUAUUUGACAGUACUGUAGAACUUGCUCCAAUCAGUUAAAAAUAACACAAUUUAAAGAGAGAAAGAGAACAUUUUUAUAUGCAACAUCAAUAAAGCAUGGGUUGAAUCUGC
Electrophorus electricus (electric eel) is the source of this 5611-nucleotide messenger RNA. Its product is annotated as 3',5'-cyclic-AMP phosphodiesterase 4D-like. Gene Ontology annotation, biological process: signal transduction. Lineage: Eukaryota; Metazoa; Chordata; Actinopteri; Gymnotiformes; Gymnotidae. The record is from RefSeq and is a predicted model, not a curated record. Gene Ontology annotation, molecular function: 3',5'-cyclic-nucleotide phosphodiesterase activity.